Messenger RNA from Trypanosoma cruzi, 2184 nucleotides. RefSeq lists its product as uncharacterized. The record is from RefSeq and is a predicted model, not a curated record. NCBI's taxonomy places the organism in Eukaryota, Euglenozoa, Kinetoplastea, Trypanosomatida, Trypanosomatidae. The transcript has a single exon. Bases 1 to 2184 code for a protein of 727 amino acids.
AUGUUUUACCAUGGGUCGCACCCAGAACAUCCCCUGCGGACGUUGAAGAACCCAAAGGCUGGCGUGUUGUGUUCCAUAUGUAAAGCAUGUGCUCAUCCCUCCAUGGCGGAAUGGUGUUUUUGCAUGCAAGCGGGGUGCGGCUAUAUUCUUUGUUGUAAGUGCUCUGAAAUUGAAGAACAGUUAUUUGAUAUUCCGCAGGUUAUCACACGGAACCCGGUAUUACCGCAUGAAGACAUGAGUGUUUGUCUGCGCACACGUCCGCGCAGCAAUGCCCAUGUGUUAUGCCCGCUUUACCCCGGUCGUCUGAUGAUUGCCGUUUCCAGCGCCAAAGGCACCAUCGAUGCAAACGAAACCUACUAUCGGUUAAGGAAGGGUGGAUGGGUCAACGCCGCCCAUGUUGUGCGUGUACUUCCAUCGCAGCAGCUGAUCGAAGAGCUUGCCAAAACCCAUUUGCGGGCUGAGGAGCAUAAUUCCCAUGAAUUUAUGGCCUUGGAGGAAAUUCUUCUUUGCAUUGAUGAGAGUUUUCGGCUGAUGGAUGAGCGCUCUCCGUAUGGCACCGUCAUGGCAUCACUGACUUUUUUUCCGCUGCUGCAAUAUUCCUCCAGUCUGCACUUGAUCUCGUCUGAGGAGCGCACUGUUGUUGUCCGUGCAUCGCUGGGGUUUAUUCACUACCUCUUUCAUUUUGUGCUAGAGGAGGUUAGCCAGUGGAUGAAUAAUGUGGAUCAUAGAGUAAAGACGACGGCGCUCACACUCUACGUAGAGCUCCUAGGGAAGUCGCUUCUUGUUGCACGUGACGUGGCGGAAUCCCAAAUUGUGGCACUCCCUUCCGAACUUGGCCCACUGAUAACACGGACCGCUGCGGUGGUACUGGAGAUCCUGCCAAUUGUUGAGUGUGGGACAGCGCCAUGUGGAGGAGCCACGGUCUCGCUGCGCGCACCAUCCAUCGCCACUCGACAGGUGGACUUGGCAGAAGAACAGGCACGGCUCUUUUUUUGUUGCUGCAAUAUGGUAGAAACGACGGGAUGGUUGUUGUUGCAUACACCCACGUUUACAUACGACCUCAAAUGCCUUCGUCCUCUCCGUGUAGCCGUCUCUAUCGUUCCCAAUUCGGAGAGCCUUGAACGCAUGCUUUGUCAAGUUGUCAACAACGCCCUGGAGAAAAUGCCCUCGCUACGGAGGCGAGUCCAUGACCUGGACGUUAUAGAAGUAGCCAUUUCGCUUGCCGGGCGGGCGACGUGUGCGGAGAGUCAAAUGGCGGUGUUCAGGCUUAUCUCUGCCGUUGCUCACAACUCGCCGCGUAACAUCUCGCAAUCAGCGUCGCUUGUCAUUGCCCCAUUGAUUCAGCUAGCCAUGAAGGCCUGGAACACCGUAGUAGCCAAUGCGGCAUUUGACUGCUUUGCAGAAUUAGCCUACAAUGACCCACGAGUGGAUGGUUUUCGAUGUGACUCGCAGAGCAAAGAACUUAUGCUUCCAGUGUGUUCUGCAGCACUCCAUCCGCAAGAAGCGCCAUAUCAGAUGGCGAAUGUCUAUGAAGUUGGGGAUCACCUGCAGGUCCUAUGUGAGUACUGUAGUUACUCUCACCCCCAUAUUAAUGGUGUGCUCGUGCGUGAGCCCCAAUUCGCAUAUUUUGGAUGCCAAUGCGAAUCCUGUGCACACGUGCAAGUGGCGCGCCCACUUCCGCCACCAAACAUACCGACGACGCCAGCCAUUCAAGAAAUGCUGAAGGAAAACAUUGCACGAGUCGUGUUAUUUUGGCUCAAAUGCAGUGAAUCGGCCGUAGCCAACGCUGUGGGGCGUCUGUCGCUGAAGAUUUCUCUCCCAGUUGAGGUGACGCUCACCCUUUACCGCGCACUGCUCAAGCAAAACCUCGUUGGCUACGCCGAUGCCGCGCUUGCCAUCGCCGCCCAGUCUCAUUUGCCCGCCGUACAAGAGAUGCGGCGGGAGUACCCGUGUGCCGCGAUAUCGCAAUACUUGUCCUGCCAACCCGCCUUCAGGGCUGCUGCCUUCAGCAAAGAAACGCCCGGCAAGGGUUCACAGAAUGAGGAUCCCGACGGACUCUCACCAUCGCCUGAUGUGACGACGAAAAAGACUGAAAUGUUUGCGUCGUUGCCAUGUGGUGUUUCGCCGCCGCUCGUUGAUCUUUUUACCGGACCGCAGAAAAUGUACUUGGAUGAAGUCCUAUAG